Molecule: messenger RNA, 225 nt
Organism: Lathyrus sativus (Indian pea)
Lineage: Eukaryota; Viridiplantae; Streptophyta; Magnoliopsida; Fabales; Fabaceae
Source: the annotation of a GenBank genome assembly
AUGUCAAUGUUUGCACGAGACUAUACACGUAUUGAGGGUGAAAAAGUCGAGAUAGAGAGAAAAAAAGUUGAUGCAAAGAUUAAGAAGACUGAGAGUGAAGAGGAAGGAUUGAAGAUGAAUGAUAUGCAGACACUCUCAAAAGAUACAUCAAAUAUGGAUACAAGACAACUAAAAACACAUGAAAUGUUGUGUGACAUGAUUAGAGAAAAAUAUGGAUUUAAUUAG